Molecule: messenger RNA, 828 nt
Organism: Nerophis lumbriciformis (worm pipefish)
Lineage: Eukaryota; Metazoa; Chordata; Actinopteri; Syngnathiformes; Syngnathidae
Source: RefSeq, a predicted model, not a curated record
AUGAUCAUGAGCUCGUAUUUGAUGGAGUCUAACUACAUUGAUCCGAAAUUUCCUCCAUGCGAGGAAUACUCGCAAAAUAACUACAUUCCCGAGCACAGUCCCGAAUAUUACGGCCGCGCCAGGGAGCCGGGCUACCAGCAGCCGCAGCCGCAGCAUCACCACCCGGACUUGUACCCAGCUCCCCCGCGGGCCAGCUACCACGCAGAUCGCCAGUACAACUGUGCAAGCAUCCCCGAGCCUGACACGCCGAGAGGGCACGCGGGAAUAGCCCACUCGGCGCACCUGCUCACGGGCAAGGGCCAGCCUGCUUCAUGCGAGACCCCCCAGCUGUCCAUGUCCCCCGCCACCCCGCCGGCCGCCGCCUCCGCCUGCAACCAAGCCCUCCCGGAGCAUCCCAACAGCGCCGCCUCGUCCAAGCAGCCCGUGGUCUACCCGUGGAUGAAGAAGAUUCACGUCAGCACUGUGAACUCGGGCUACAAUGGGACGGAGCCCAAGCGGUCUCGGACAGCAUACACCCGCCAGCAAGUCUUGGAACUGGAGAAGGAGUUCCACUAUAACCGCUAUUUGACUCGGAGGAGGCGCAUCGAGAUCGCCCACACGCUGGUCCUGUCCGAGCGCCAGAUCAAAAUCUGGUUUCAGAACCGCAGGAUGAAAUGGAAAAAGGACCACCGGCUGCCCAACACUAAAGUGCGCUCGUCGUCGUCUUCGUCCGGCUCCAGCGCCGGUUCCGCGGCCGGCGCUGUUGCCCCUUCCUCGGCCACGAAUACAGGGGCCUCCGAUGAACUGAGCGGGACGCAACAGCACGGCGACGAUAUUACCAGGUUAUAA